ACAAAAUGUUAUAACAUUCCAAUUUCCGCGCUUCCCAGGCCGAACUACUCUAGCAAUUUGUCUCCUUUUUAUAUACCAUUUGUACGAAAAUUGCUCGCCAUAUUUGUUUUCCUAUUCCACUGCUAUUUGCCGGUCACGUUUGCGCGAAUUACUGUACCAUACAAGGCCCAGCUUAUUCUUGAUAACCUGAUAGCGAUAAUAUAGCGUUCGAUCAUGGCAGGCAAACAUAAGGCCGCUGCGGCAUUCUUUGCGAAUCCAUCUACCCUCUCCAAAUCAACCUCCACAACCUCAACAUCAUCAGGUCGGCAAGCAAGAUUACAAAAGAUAGCCGCACACAUGUCUCAACCACAGACUACCAACUUCCCCCAGGAUGCCGUCCCCCAGGCUCCUGAAGAUCCGCUAUUCGGAUUGAUGGCCGCUUAUCGGGCUGACACCUUUGACAAGAAGGCCGACCUGGGAAUUGGCGCAUACAGAGACGAUAACGCGAAACCUUGGGUUCUGCCAGUCGUCAAGAAGGCGGAUGAGAUUCUCAGAAAUGACCUCGCACUCAACCACGAAUACCUCCCCAUUGCUGGACUCCCCGACUUCACAUCCGCUGCUGCCAAAGUUAUGCUUGGAGCUGAUAGCCCAGCUAUCAAGGAGAAGCGUGUCACAUCGGUGCAAACAAUUUCGGGAACCGGCGCUUGCCACCUGGGAGGAAUGUUCCUCUCGCGCUUCUACAAGCCGAAACCCACCAUCUACCUUUCCAACCCAACAUGGGCCAACCACAACCAAAUCUUCACCAAUGCCGGUCUUUCAAUCGCCCAAUACCCAUAUUUCUCUGCAUCGACCAAGGGCCUCGAUUUCGAUGGCAUGAAGAAGACGCUACAAGAAGCACCGGACCGCGCCGUCAUCCUUCUCCACGCCUGCGCUCACAACCCCACGGGCGUGGACCCCACCCAGGAGCAAUGGAAGGAGAUCGCAUCCAUCAUGCGCGCCAAGAAACAAUUCCCUUUCUUCGACUCGGCUUACCAGGGCUUCGCUUCAGGUGACCUCGCCAAGGACGCCUGGGCCGUCCGCUACUUCGUCGAGCAGGGAUUCGAGAUGUGUCUCGCUCAGUCCUUCGCCAAGAACCUUGGUCUCUACGGCGAGCGCGCGGGAUGCUUCCACUUCAUCACCAGCCCUGCUUCUGAUGCCACAGAGACCAUCUCCCGCAUCGCCUCGCAGCUGGCCAUCCUCCAGCGCUCUGAGAUCUCGAACCCGCCCGCGUACGGCGCGCGUAUCGCUAGCACGAUCCUCAACGAUGCUGGGCUCUUCUCGCAAUGGGAGGAGGACCUGCGGACGAUGAGCGGGCGUAUCGAGGAGAUGCGCAAGGCGCUGCGUGGAAAGCUCGAGGAGCUGGGCACACCGGGGACCUGGUCGCACAUCACAGAGCAGAUCGGCAUGUUCUCCUUUACUGGCCUGACGGAGGCGCAGGUGCUGAAGAUCCGCAAGGAUGCGCACGUGUAUAUGACGAAGAAUGGACGCAUUAGCAUGGCGGGUCUGAAUACGGGCAAUGUCGAGUACGUUGCGCGGGCGGUGGAUAAGGUCGUGCGCGAGACGGCGAAGCUGUAAAGCUUGUAAAUAGAAACAAGGGCGAGGUCUGAUGAGGAUUGGAUAAAAGAGUUAUGUUUAGAUGAUAUGGUGUCGAUCGCCAUUUUCUUGGGUAUUAAAAGAUAGACAUUUCUCAAAUUCUACUCAACCGGUUUAUUCACCGC
Pseudogymnoascus destructans is the source of this 1736-nucleotide messenger RNA. It is a transcript of the gene AAT2, whose product is annotated as Aspartate aminotransferase, cytoplasmic. Bases 214 to 1593 code for a protein of 459 amino acids. Gene Ontology annotation, biological process: L-aspartate biosynthetic process. Lineage: Eukaryota; Fungi; Ascomycota; Leotiomycetes; Thelebolales; Thelebolaceae. The record is from RefSeq and is a predicted model, not a curated record. The transcript is spliced from 2 exons. Gene Ontology annotation, cellular component: cytosol. Gene Ontology annotation, molecular function: L-aspartate:2-oxoglutarate transaminase activity; pyridoxal phosphate binding.